Spirometra erinaceieuropaei is the source of this 6841-nucleotide messenger RNA. NCBI's taxonomy places the organism in Eukaryota, Metazoa, Platyhelminthes, Cestoda, Diphyllobothriidea, Diphyllobothriidae. The record is from the annotation of a GenBank genome assembly.
AUGACACUUAAACCGGAGCCGUCGAUUGUGCUGCAGGAGCAUGGCUUAUGCUCUUUGCCAUCUUUGCCCAUUAAAUGGGACGUCGAUGUUUUCAUCAAUGAAUUCCAAACUACUGUCUCCUCAAUUUCCCCUGAAAUCAUCGAAUUUGACCUGAUUAACUUGGAUUGCACCUUCGCUAACGCCAUUCGUCGAAUAAUUGUCGCAGAGGUACCGUCCUUCGCUAUAGAACGAGUUUACCUCUACCAAAACACGUCUGUCAUAGCAGACGAAGUUUUCUGUCACCGACUGGGCUUGGUCCCUCUUAACGUUGACGGAAGCAAGCUAGACUUUUGCAACGAUGCUUUGCCAGACACCUGUGAGAUUGAUGAUUUUGAUCCCAAUCAUCAUAUAAUUUUUGAUCUGGACGUCAAAAUUGACAAAUGUCCUCCCGUGAAAGAAAGCGAAGUACCUGCUAAGGAAAGUGUGCAUGUUUCCCCUCUUUACAGGUAAGAAUUCCAGGGCAAUCCGUGCUUGUAUAUUGUCAGUGUAGGGUUUGGCGUCCAUCUGCUAACACCAGUAGAUCAUAUUAAGAUAGUUACGCUUGUUCAACCGAUAUUAAAAUUUUCUUCCUCUAAAGGAGGUGUGUGCAAAUUUUAUCCCUUGGUGGAACAUUGCUCUUUACGAUUGGUAACGCGACUGUACCCCUGUGCAGCUUAUUGCCGGUGAUGAAUGUGUUAUAAGGAGAAGGUGUGAGGCAUAUGCGACCGCAGAGUUAAUGCAACUCAAGUAAGGCCAACGACAGUAAGCGUGAAGAAUAAGUUACACCAGUCAUAUUGCUUGUUAAUUCUGACUGGCUUCGAACACAAAACUGCCUUUUUGACGACUAUCUUUUCCCGUUUGUCCCGAUUCCUAAGUUUUUUUGCGGACAUGCUUCUGUUAGAGUGGUCGGCCACAUUCUUUAAAUGGACGCUUACAAGGGCUUUCGCCGUUAGACGAACAUGACAAUGCGGACGUCGUGUAGAGGGUGGUUACGCAUGAACGCGCCUAGAACCCAAGAUUCCUUUAAGACCGUAUAAGAUUGGAUUCGAUUCCCAUUCGCCAGCAUUUAUGGCGCCUUCUAUGCAGACAAUUCCACACACAUCUCGAGAGACUGGCCACAAAGAUGGGCAGUUAAAUUAGCUAAAGUUUAUUCUAGAUUCCGCACCUAGCUCAUUUGCACAUGGUGUUUUCAUAGUUUCGUUUGCUCUUGCGUAGAGCAAUUGACGUGCUAGAAGAUCGGAAGUGUGGCAUAAGUCCAGCCUGAUUGCUCCUAAAUUCUACCAGGCAGUUAGUGCACAUGGCAUAGUUAUCUGUUUUUGAAAUAUAGGGUAAUCCUACCGCUAUAUAAUACGAUAAGCCGAACAGGAUGAAUCGAUGCCUUUUAUGUACUCCCCCUCAAUGUUCUCAUUACCACUAGCGCUCCUGUUUCUGCUCGAGAUCGUUUAGGUUUGUAGACACAACCAAGCGAACAGCUACUUUUUUUGCUAAUUUUGUUUUAUAGGCAACUGUUGGCCAAACGACUCCGACGGUUAGCCGAUAGAUAUUAAUAGCCUCCGUCUCACUAUCAAAAGUCUGUCCUUGUAAUAGUUUUUGAACUAAUCGCUUAGCGUUUUCAUGCUCGAUUCCCUCUGGCUGUGUUCAGCGAACUUAGUCUUUCAUCCUCAACUAUUAGGGGCCAAAUAUCGAGGGUCCACAUCCAGCCAAGUCUGCCACCUCUUCGUCGUUUUUUGUCCGGGAGGAGGACAGGGAAAUUUUCCAAAUCGUUAACAAUGAGCCCAUAGGAUUUAUGCUGAGGAAUUGAUCGCAGCGGUUCCGGCUGCCCGAGUUAUUCUUUUGAUGUCUUAGCGAGUUCGACCCCUCUCGUUCGAGGCGACCUCCUCAUUACUAAGUCAACCCUAUUAAGCCUACUUCGAGCUUCUUCCGCUUGCGUACCCAGGUAUUCGCGACUACAAAAAGGCACUUGGGAAAUUGAUCCUCGGCACACAAUCUUCGGGCUGAUUGUCAUACUGUAUCGCGCGUUUCCGAGUGCAAAAUUUCUUAAAAGUACUUGCAUCUCGCUAUCCAUUCUGCCGUAGUUUUCGAGCGAUUCGCCUAGUUAGCAAGUGUCACUUCGAGAUUAUUGCUUUGACCGGGUUGGAGAUAUGUCUCACCAAUAAGCUUAAUCUUGUAACGUUUGCGAUCUCGUCUUCUCGAUGUGCUGUUAUAGAAGUACGCUACUGUUAUCAGCAUAUUUAGCACCGGGAAGUCUGUACGUGUUUGCUCCUUCGAUAUUCUUGGACCCGUUCAGAACCAUUUGCUUGCCUCUGGUAUCACUUCCUCGAAUUUAAUGCUACUCCUGCUUCGGUGCCAGCACUUAAUGGCUUGGGGAAGCUUUACUAAGAAAGAGUAUAACUGUAACUUUACAUAGCUACAGAGACUUUCAUGUACUGGAAAGUACACUUGACGAUAAUAAAGUACGAACGCGCUUGGACCAAGGGUUGAAAUCAUCAUAUCAGUUACUGAGAACGGUAAGUUGGGAUUUGAUUUAUACCCAACCUUUAUAAUCUAGCUGUCGGAUUUAUUGUUUUCGUCUCAAUAAGUACUGCUUCCUCGUGGCACAUAUUUUGCGGAGGUCGUCGAUUUUCAGCCACUCUUCGCGGGGGCUCCUGACGCAAAAUACCCGAUGAUUUUUCUUCCUAAGGGAGUUGUGUCUUUUACUUAAGGUCUCAGGCAAAAUUUUAUUGACCUCGAUAGAGCCUUGGCUGGGUUGUGCUUUCUGUUUUCUGUCGUAUGCAACACACUAACGAGCCGCCUUCGCGCUAUAUUGCUUCCUAUGACCUAGGAGUGACCGGUUUUAUGGCAGAUGGACAUUAAGCGUAAUUACAACAGCACAGGCAAGCACAUCAACUGUCACCUCGCAUUAAGCAAUGUGACACAACAUAUUCCGGGUUCAUAGGUAUUUUGGCAGAUUUUGAAUUACGUGAGCCUAGUAGUCAUCUGGUGGAUUCUAGGUGAAUUACUUAGGAAAUCCUGCUUGGGCAGUCAACUUACUGAAUCAGAUUUGUUGGAUUCCAGACGUUGUAGUAGGUAGGAGGGGGGGGGGGGAGGGUAAACUUGACCCAAACGUGAUUAAACUCGAGUCGUCCGGUGGGGCCUCGUAGCUCAAGUGGUUAGAGCGUUGGCUGUACUAAAGCCUUCUUACUGCGUGGGUUCGAAUCCCAUCGAGGCGCCGAAUUUUUCACAGUUGGGUUAAUAUGAAAUAUUCCGGGUUGUUUAAAGAAUUCUAUUGUGAUUGUGAGGCUGGGCAGCCGAGUCGUAGAUUUAUUGUGCAGAGCGCAUGCUGCCCGGGCGUGAGCUGAAUCAAAAAUCUCCUGCAAUAGGCUGAUUUUCAGACGCAUGUGUGAGUAUUCUGGGACAGUCCGUUUGGGUUGGGGGCCUCGACAGCCUGGUUUUAGCGCUCCUUGCCUAAAUCUCGUUGCAAGACAUCAGGUAAUAGGGAUCUGUUUCCAUAAAACCACUCAACGAAAUUGUUAUUUGAAGCACUCAUAUCACUCAGAUAAGUUUCAUCAAUUCCGUUUUUUACUAAUUGGGUCUGCUUUUUGGUACCUUUCACUUCCUGACGUCGGUGGUAGCCUUAGUUCAGGCUAAGAGACAAUGGUCACCCUGAAAUCCAGGUUCUCUGAACUUUCCUGACUCAUCCAAUUGCCACGUCAAAGCUAUUCACUCUGAGUCAGAAUACCUGUUCCAUAGUUCGUAGUUGUUUGCUAACUUAGUGAGUGUGAUUUGGUCGUUUAUUAUGCGUUGGGUGACGGUCUUACUCGUAACAAUCGAUUUUAUGUACUGUCCUACCUGCUGUCUGAUGCCCCGAUUCCAAGUGCGUUUGAUAGCAUAUUUUGGAAUAAAACGCCUCUGAAGAACUUAGCUGAAGGUCAACUAAGUGUCAGUUGGGACUCCAUUAGUUUGCAAAUGCUUCACCUUGUUCAGAAUAGUAUUUACCUAUCUAGGAAAAGUUCGAGCCGAGGGAUCAUUUCCCCCAACAGUUACCACCAUAGGUCAGCGUUUUUCCGAACGUUUUUAAGCCUCUCCCGCAUUCAAGGACUUUUAACUUAAGUCCGUUUACGGAUUUUUUUUGCAGUUGUAGACUUUUACUAAUCUCUCGCUCAGCCUGCACUUACUGUCCCUCGCCUCCUUAGUCCUGGUGGUCACUGCCGAAAUUAUAUUUCAUAAGAACAUUUUGUUUCGAGGUUGGACUUUGAUGCAUCAAAUUACUUCUGUGUUCCAAGCACUUGAGACCCCGAGUCUUAGCAUGCUUUCAGCUCUUAGGAACGACGACUUAUAAAAGUAAUUAUGCAAUGCUUUCUAAACAACUGGUCCUAGAUGUCGUUAAGACAAUACGCGACGAGUCCCUUGUGAUUACUGUUUCAUGCAUUAUCUGGUGAUCAGUAGCUGGGAUGUCAUAACAGUAGCACUACGGAUACCGUACGCCCUGCGCGCCCAUUGCCUCGUUUUGCGGCACUGGAUUCGAAGAUGAGUCCUAGACGUCAGCGAUGUUGCCUGUCUAACAAUUUCAUCCUUAAGCCAGUGCAGAGCCUGGGUAUUGACUUUUGUGGCAGUAUAUUGGGCGAGGCUGAUAACGCAAACCACUCUUUCUGCAUUAGCACUACCUUCUGCUGUCUGUUGCUUUUGUCAGUUUUUAGGGUUGGAAGUCACUGCUAGUCUUGCUCAUUCUGAGUGGAUGUUGGCUCGGGCUCUUCAAAUGUGAUCUAGACAGGGAAGACUUUCCUCCAUAUUUGUACCCUUCUUCCGUUACGUACUUAUUUCGCAGCUCAAUGGUAAUAUUUUUAUACUGUGCUUGUCCAUUUUUGUGUUUAGUAACGCCCUCACCUGGGUUCCUCUUCCCGGCCAAUCAGAGAUCUUUACUGCAGAAAAAAUGGCCUUACCAGCGCCGGUUUCUGGUGCCAUCCUUCUGAAUAAACUGGCCGUCGGUGAUGAGAUCCAGGCUCGAUGUUUGGCCGUCAAGGGCAUUGGACGGGAUCACGCAAAGUUCUCCCCGGUAUCUGCAGCAUACUACAAACUUCUUCCAACUGUCCGGCUUAAGCGCACUGUUCAAGGUGAUCUCGCGAAGAAGCUACAAAAAAGCUUCGCCAAAGGGGUUAUCAGUGUAAGUCGAGCCUCUCAUUUCCUCAACAGCCAUGACCUCAUUUCAACUAAUUUAAGUCUAUUGUUUAAAAUGCUAGUUUUCAAGUAUCUGCUAUUUUUUGGAACGUCUCAUUUUCUCACAGAUUGAUCCACUCACGGGAGUUGCCUCAGUUGAGAAUUCCCGACUUGACAACGGAUCUAGGGAAUAUCUUCGACUUCCAGAGUUGGCUGAUGCCGUCGAAGUUUCUCUCAACCCUCGACACUUUCUCUUCACUGUUGAGUCUAUCGCGCCAGGCCAUCGCCCACCAGACACGCUAGUCAAGACGGCCAUCGACGUUCUUUUGCAAAAGUGUGCCCAUUACCUAGCCAUUGUAGAGCGACCAGGAUUUGCUGCUACUCCCGUAGCCGAGGUUGACGUGGAUCCGAUUCUAACAGUCUCCGAAGUAAGUUAGCUGUCAUGGACUAUUUUACCAGCAUAUCAUCCCACCCCUCAAACAUGGCCUGCCUUUCUGUCGGGUUUCAGACGAACGAAAGCGCGCGCACCCAGUUGCACGGACGGGUUGUUGGUCUAGAUGCCAUUUUUGUCUCUCCGGAUUUGCGUCGCGCCACAUUCAGAUUCACUGGCGAAGACCAUACCCUCGGUGCUGCUCUCCGCUACUGCAUCUUGCAGAGGUAACUGAAAAAUUAUUUUGCAUUCAAUAAUAUCAAUUCUUCCCCUCGGAUGUGGACAUAUUUUGGGAAUAACGAAAACAGAAGUGUGCAAAUAGUUCAUGUCUGUCGAUUUCAAGUCCUUUUGUCGAACCCAAUAAACAUAUGAGACAACAAACACUAGCGACACAUUCACUUAAUGAAACCUCGGUCGGGUAGAUAGUACCAAAUCUUGUUGAUAGAAGUAAAAAAGACUGGACUUUUGGCCAUCACUUGCCCUUUAGAGGUUUCCCACUUCCCGCUGACACGAAGGCAGGCAAAGAGUCUCCGAGUAGACUAUACUCGUUACGAUUAGCCUUUCCGCUUCAACUUUUCUUCACUCACUUUCUGCCUUUCAGCGAUGCUGUCAAGUUGUGCGGCUAUUGCCAGCCUCACCCGCUUGAAGAUGCAAUCUGUUUCGAAGUCCAAAGCAAAGGCAAGUUUCCUACUUUCUAAAUCGUACUCGGAAUGCACGUCAGGUCGCUGUCCCCAGCCAGAAUGUCUGCCCAUUCUUACCGUUAAAGCGAGUUUGUGUCUGCCUGCCAUUGAAUUGUUACCUUUCCUAUUCAGCUAUCUCCUCUCAGCGGCACUUGGGGCCACUGUGAUCAACUCCUGCAUUGAUGUUUUGAGCCAUGUUCUCGUUUGACCCGUUUGGUCUAGCCUUCUGACACAAUAGAGGGGCCUGGCAGUUGCUUUUUGUCAAGUAAACGGGCGUUUGAUGAUUUGGUCCCCUCAUAGAAACGCCACCAUCGUUAUCCCCUUCAACUGUGAAUGACACAUUUACCUGUAGAUAGUAAAAGACGCGAUGACUAUUUGCAUACAUCUUCCCCUAAUUUUCGUUUGAAGUUUAAAAUUCUUACUAGCUCAACCAUUUUCACCCAUAGAGGAGCCAGCCGUCGCUGUUCUGCGAAGCGGCCUGUACUGCCUCCGCACCUGCUUCGAACAUAUCAAGCGCAAAUUCAAGUCGGCCGUCAAGAAGUCAAUGAAAACAUCCGCCAAACACCAGAGUUCUGAAUAA